This is a messenger RNA of Owenia fusiformis, 888 nucleotides long. The record is from the annotation of a GenBank genome assembly. NCBI's taxonomy places the organism in Eukaryota, Metazoa, Annelida, Polychaeta, Sabellida, Oweniidae.
CAAACAUCUAGAACAAAAAUAAAGAAGACACAAAAGCAUUGAUUAAAGCUUUGAAAUCAUUAGUAAUUUUAGGAAUGUGUUUAUAUUUGACCUACAUCUCUAAAGUGAAAUAUGGCAAGAAAUCCUUCACAUAUCAGUCGUUUACUGACGACAGUUUUAACAAAGAGCAACAUAACAAACAGACGCGUUCUUUGUAGAGGGAUUCACUUGACAACAACUCAGCUUAAAGAUGGUAGCUCUAAUGAACAGAUAACAAUUAAUCCAAACUAUGAAAAUAGAAACCCAAGGAAUCUGGAGCUGAUGGGAUAUGCUAGAAAAAGUAAAGGAUGGAGGUUCCAGUACCCAGAUAGAGAAUACUACCACAGACUAGUCUAUGAGCGAACCAAGAAUUACAUUACUGCCAGUGUUGAGCAUUGUACAAAUGGGAUUGUGAUAUCAGCAUCAACUAAAGAACAUGCCAUUAGGAAGCAUCUGUACAGUGCCAUUGAUGCGUCUGCUGCUGAGAAUGUAGGUCAUGUCCUUGCUGAAAGAUGUAAACGCUGUGGUGUAGACUCUAUGGUGCCACAUAUACAUCCAGAUAAAUUGUCAGGAGAGAGGGUGCAGUCAUUCCUAACUGCUCUUCAAGAAGGCGGAGUAACAUUAAGUGAAACGCCUACCUAUGAGAAACCAUAUGAAUCUGGCAUUGACUAUGACAGACCAUCAGAUAAAGAACCUCGUUGGAAAGUACUUGAAAAGCAGGCCAAAGAUGGCCAAGAACUGAGAAAUGAAUUGCUGAAAAAUAAAGCUACCUGAUAUCAAGUGAUCUCCCAAGCAUUAAAGCCAAUGGAUGCCUAACACCACCCACUUGGGAUUUUGAAAAUAAGCUUACAAGUGAAAACACCAGAAAAA